Messenger RNA from Schistosoma turkestanicum, 6443 nucleotides. The record is from the annotation of a GenBank genome assembly. Lineage: Eukaryota; Metazoa; Platyhelminthes; Trematoda; Strigeidida; Schistosomatidae.
AUGAGUUUUCUUGAUGAGUAUCUCUGUCAAAAUGAAAGUGAAAGUGAAUGGGUGCAUCAGUGGAAUCAAAACUUACCUAUUUUUCCUGAUUGUGGAAUUGAAACUCUCUUCCCCUUAACACUUGUUGUAUUCACACUGUUGGCAUUAGUGCCCCAUACUUUAAUCGUAAUACUUUCAAAAUCAAGUUACAGUCGUUUAAUUUCAUGCUUAUAUCUGGGUAAAUUGAUUUUAGCUUGCAUUUCUCUGCUUCUAAAUAUUGUUGGAAUCCUUUAUAUCGUAUUUGGAACACAUGAAUUCACCUUAUAUUCAUUCAUUAAACCCACUUCAAUAUCAGUUUCUCUCAUUUUAUUUAUCAUUCUAAUACAUUAUGAACGUAAACGUAAUAUACCAAAUUCUGGUGUAUGCUUUUAUUAUUUAUUAUGGUUAAAUUUUAUUUGGAUAUGCUGUUGUUGGAAUCAUACUGUUCAAUAUUUAAAGUAUUCACAAAAUUCUACUGAAUUACCUGUAACAAACAAUACCAUCUCUGUUAUUCCUAAUCGUAAUAACUCCAAUACAUUUCUAUCUAAUUUCAUUAAUCAAAGUAAAGAAAAUUUUCCAGACAUUUUGGAUUAUUUUAAUCUAUUUGUCUGUUUAAUUAUUUUCAUAUUGAAUUGUAAUUCUGAAAGUGAUCAAUGUUCAAAAACUAAUCAUAAACUUAUCAAUAUCAACUCCAAUGUAAUUGAUAAUCAUCAUGAUAAUGAUGAUGAUAAUAAAAAGAUGAAUCAAAAACAUGAUAAAGAUUUUUUAGAACAGUUAACAACUAAUCAAACAAAAUUAAAUGAUCACGAUGACAAUGUAGAAGUACAAAAUUUACAAAAGAAAUCUCCGGAAAAUAAUUGUUCCUAUUUAUCACGUAUAACUUAUGCAUGGUUUACAAGGAUAAUCAUAAAAGGAUUUCGUAAACCUGUGGAAUUUAAAGAUCUAUAUCGAUUAGAUUCACAAUAUAAUUCAGUGAAUGUAUCAAAAAUAUUUUUAAAUAAUUUAGACAAAUAUUUAAUACCAAAUAAAUCGACUAAUAAUUAUCUUGAAAAACGUCGUGCAUCUAUGGGUAAUAAUAUUUUAUAUCAUGGAAGCACUAAUGAUCAUAAUUCAACAGAUAAUGAACUACGACGUACAUCAGCACAAAGUAGUUUAGGUUUUCGUAUACCACAAGUGAAUAAACAUUCGCAUAAAUCUGGUUUAACUAAAACUUAUUUGGAUGAUAUCAAUAUUAGACGAGCUAGUGAAGGUGUUACUUUAUUGUUUAGUAGUAGCAAUGCAACAACUACUACUCCUGUUGAUAAUAAUAAUAAUCAUAAUAAUAAUAAUGAUAAAAAGACUAUCAAUUUAACUGACAGUUAUUCUGAAAGCAAUUUAAAUGCAAUCAAACUGAAAACUCAUUCACAUGAUGAAACACCGAUGGAUUCAACAAAUCAUGAUUCCUCAGCAAAUGAUGCUACAAUGAACGAUCAUUCAAAAGAUCAAUCAACGCGUCGAUCUGUACGUAUACGUAUUGGUUCUAAACCAGAAUAUAUGCCAGAAUUAUCAGAGAUACCUACGGGUUCUCCGAGUUAUACACCGAAAAAUGAAAAUGCAAAAUUUUUUCUAAAAGAAGUCAAUGAUAAAUCCAUUGAAAAUGAACAAACCGAUAAUGAAAAUAAUAAUUCAGUAACCAAAAAUCUAACCGAUGUCAAUUACAAAAAUUCCAUCGAUACAACUCGUAAUGAUGACGUGAUUGUCAAGAAAACUUCAUUUCGACAAUAUUUCUCCUCGACUUGUUGUAUACGUAAAACAAAAUUUUAUCUAUUAUAUGCAUUAAUUCGAACUUACGGGAAAUCAUUGUUAUGGUCAGCAUUUUUAAAGCUUAUUUAUGAUAUACUGUUAUUUUUUAAUCCGAUGUUAUUAAAAUUAUUAUUAAAUUUUUUACAAAAUAUUCAAUCAGAACCAAUAUGGCAUGGUUAUUUAUAUGCAAUCGGUAUAUUUAUUGAUACAUCUAUACAAUCAUUAAUUUUACAAAAUUAUUUUCAUAUUGUAUUUAAUCUCGGUAUGAAAAUUAAAACAUCAAUUACUGCAGCUGUCUAUAGAAAAAGUUUACAAUUAAGUAAUAAAGCACGUUAUCAAUCAACUACUGGACAAAUUAUGAAUUUAAUGUCAUCCGAUGCUCAACAAUUUGUACAAUUAAUGCCAUUUAUUAAUAUUCUUUGGUCUGGACCAUUUCAAAUAAUCAUUGCUAUGAUAUUUUUAUGGAGAGAAUUAGGACCAUCUGUAUUAGCUGGUGUUAGUGUUCUAUUAUUACUUUUACCAGUUAAUGUUUUAUUAGCACGUCGAUCGAAAUUUUUCCAAGAGAAAAAAUCUUUUUUUGCUGAUAGUCGAAUCAAAUUUAUCAAUGAAUUAAUGAAUGGUAUACGAGUAUUGAAAUUAUACGCCUGGGAACCAUCAUUUAUGAAAGAGAUUGGUCUUAUUCGUAAUCAAGAAGUUAAAUUUUUACGAAAAUUCACUUAUUUUCAAUCAGUAUCAUUUUUAUGGCAUUGUACACCAUUUUUUGUGGCUAUUUCCAGUUUUGGCGUUUAUAUAUUAACAUCCGAUAAGAAUGUUUUAGAUGCACAAAAAGCAUUUGUUUCAUUAUCUUUAUUUAAUAUACUUCGAUUUCCAUUAUUUAUGUUUCCAAUGAUUAUAAGUCAAUUAACAACUAUCAUGGGUAGUGUAGGUUCUGGUAAAUCCAGUUUAUUACAUGCAAUACUUGGUGAUAUGGAAACAUUCAAUGGUCGAAUUAAUGUAAAAGGUUCAGUGGCUUAUGUACCACAACAACCAUGGAUAUUUAAUGCAACUCUACGUGAUAAUAUUUUAUUUCAUCAUGUCUAUGAACCAGUCAAAUAUCAACAAAUAUUACAUGCAUGUAAUCUGAUACCAGAUUUGAAAAUAUUACCGAAUGGUGAUCUGACAGAAAUUGGUGAUAAAGGUAUUAAUUUAUCCGGUGGACAAAAACAACGUGUUAGCAUAGCUAGAGCAUGUUAUGCUAAUGCUGAUAUUUAUCUCUUAGAUGAUCCAUUAUCUGCUGUCGAUGCACAUGUUAGUUUACAUUUAAUUAAACAUGUAUUAAGUCGUUCCACUGGUUUACUUUCAACUAAAACAUGUAUUCUAACAACACAUAAUCCGAAAGUAUUACCUUAUUCUGAUCGUGUUGGUUUAUUAUCUGGUGGAAAAUUAAUUGAAUUGGGUAAUUAUCAACAGUUGAUGCAUUCAAACACUAGUCGUUUAUCAACAUUUUUAUUAUUAAAAACUAAACCAACUGAAUCGGAAGUACAAAACAAUGAGAAUUCAACAAAAGAUUUGGUGGAUAAUGUACCAGCGGAAAAUUUAACAAAUGAUUUUCUUGAACCAAAUUGUAUGCUACCAUUAGAAUCAUCACCGCCAACAUUCGAGCAUCGUCAUCGAGGUUAUUCGGAAACAUUGAGUAUAGAUGAGCAUAAUCAUAAUAACAGCAAUAUUCGAUUGUCAAGUCCAACAAAACUAUCUCAAAAAUCUAUUAAAUCAUCGCAUGAGACUCUGAAUGAAGAACAAGAACAAAAGACACUUCAACCAAUGAGUCAACCAGAAAAAGUUCUUACUGGUCGGGUUAAAUUUCGUGUAUUUUUAAUUUAUUUUAAAAAUAUUGGACUACUUUAUGGAAUAUUAGUAUUAUUAUUUUAUCCAAUCAAUCAUAUUUUAUCAUUGGGAACAAAUUUAUGGUUAGCGGAUUGGUCGAAUGAUGCAAAACUUAAUCAGUCAAUCAUUUUAAUGAAUGAAAAUUCAUCAAUCAAUAUUUCCAAAGCACAAAUUGAUAUGGAAUUCCAGCAAUUUUACACACAACGUAAUUACAGGCUCUCAAUCUAUGGAUUAAUUGGAGUAUUACAAGUAUUCUUCGCCAUGUUAGCUAUCUAUACAUUGGCUAUCGGUCAUUUAGGUUGUGUUAUACGAUUGCAUAGUCGUUUAUUAAGUUAUAUAUUACAUGCUCCAGCCACAUUUUUCGAUUUAGUUCCACAUGGUCGAAUCGUCAAUCGUUUUUCACAAGAUAUUGCAACAUUAGAUAAUCCAGUAUUGGUAUCAUUGAACAGUACACUAAAUUGUAUUUUAACAUGUUUUUUAACUCUAUGCCUUGCUUGUACCCUGAAUGCAUUUAUGAUUAUCCCGAUAUGUAUAUUAACAGUUAUCUAUUUCUUGAUUCAAAAUUUGUAUAUUACAACUUCAAGACAAUUGAAACGUUUAGAAUCAAUUAGUUUAUCACCGAUAUUUUCACAUUUCUCUGAAACAUUAUCUGGUGUUGAUAGUAUACGAGCAUAUAAAUUAAUUGAUACGUAUAAAAAGAUUAUUUCAACUAGACAAGAUUUAAAUAAUUCUGCUGUUUAUGCUUCAAUUAUAUCACAACGAUGGCUUGCAGUCCUAUUGGAAUUGGUCGGAAAUUCAGUGAUUUUAGCUGUAGCUAUAUUGUCAGUUGUUGCACAAGGUUAUUUAUCAGCUGGUUUCUCUGGUCUUGUCAUUACUUAUGCAUUAAGUCUAAAUCAAACCUUGAAUUGGCUUGUACGCAUGUUUUCAGAAUUAGAAACCAAUAUUGUUUCCAUCGAACGAAUACAUGAGUAUUCAUCAAUUGAACAAGAGAAAAUGUAUGAUUUACAUGAGAAUAAAGAAAUUCUCUCGGUACAUUCAGGAACAAAUGUCCCGCUAGAUUUAUGUCUAUAUAAUAAAUUCAAUAAAGUGAGAUUAAAAAUAAAACGUAAAAAAUUCAAAAGAAAUCAAAAAUCCAAAUCAUAUUUUUAUUCAUAUAAAUCUAGAAAUAAUAAUGAACAAUACCAACAACAACAACAACAACAAAAACAUCAAGGAAAACAACAAUUUAAUCAUUCAAUGAUCAAUUCUGACAUAUUCAUUUGUUCAAUAUGUCAAAUGGAAACAGUGAAUUUCAAUAUGUUUGUUCAACAUAUGGCUUUACAUUUUAAUCAGUUACCAGAAAAUUCAACAAAUCAAUCAACAAUUGAUCAGUUUAAUUCACAUAAAUUCAUACAAGAGUAUAUUAAAACAAAAAACAAAGCUGAUAUGACCAUGGUAAAUGAUACAUUGAACAAUGAACAAACAUUGUUGGAAAAUAUAAAAUAUUUGGAUUUAUUAAUGUUGAAAAAUUUCAAUAAAAAUGGAAAAUUUUAUGAACAAGAUGACAAUAAUAAUAAUAAUAAUAAUAAAGAAUUAAAUGACUUAAUACUUACAUGUAGCAUAUGUGAUUAUCAAUUGAAUUUUGAUCAAUUCACAGAUUUAAUGACCCAUUUACAAAAUAAACACCUUGUGACUGAUUAUCGUUGUAAUGGAUGUGAAGAAAUAUUUUCUGAUCGAAUUCAAUGUCUUGUACAUAUUUUAUAUUAUCAUAUUACAACAGAAAAGCCAACAAUUCAAGAGAAUGAUACUACUGUUCACUUAAGUGAUGAUACUAAUAGCAGUGUUAGUACUUGUAACAAUUAUGUGAAUACGGAUACAAAAAAAUCAAUUUCAAAUCAUGAAAAUGAAAAUAUCUCUUGUAUAUACCAACAUUUAAAUAGUUCAUGGUUCACUGACAUCAAAUCACAUAAUCAUCUAAGUACAAACAAUACACUAAUUAUGAAACAGCAAACUAAUUCAUUUUCAAAUGAAUUAUCAAAUCAAUCCAACCUUAUUUUAAAAAGUUUUACUCAUCUAAUGAAUGCGAAUAAACAAACAACCAUUGAUUUAAACAAAUUAAUCAGUGAUCAAUCAAUCACUCAUGAAAGUAAUCAGACGGAUAAAUUCACUAUGAAUGAUACAUGCCAAACAAAACCAUUUAUUGAUUUUCUUACAAUGUUAUUUUGGCCAAGUUUAUGGUCUGUGCAUUGGAUGCAACCAAAUGUGGAAGGAAUAUCAGACCGACCUAUGAGGUUGAUCACUGAAGAUUCCAAUGAACAUAUGUUAAGCAAAAGUGAAGAAUGUAUAAAGCCAUCGGUUUCAUCUUCAGUGUUAACCUCCUCAGCAUCACCAUUUAUUCCCUUUGAUUCAUCAGUACAUUUUCAAAGAAAUGGUGAAACACAAGAAUUCACACACAAAUUAGUCGAUACGAUAUCAUCGGAUCAAAUUGAAAACAAGAAAAUUAAUGAAUUUAACUUAUCAAGCCAACAAAAUCAGUCGAAUGAAGAACAAACAGAUUUUAUAUUUUUGUUACGUUCACAUCCAGUUCUUGGACUUUUACCUCAUGAAAUCGCAUCAAAAGUGGAUAGUUAUAAAGCUUCGAAAAUAUGUCAUCUUUGUUUGAAAGAAUUCACCGACGAAAUGACUGUACUUCAUCAUCAAGUUGAAGAACAUAGUCUUGAAGAUAAUUCAAAUGUUGUAAUCAAUUCCAUAAAUGAACAAAAUUCAUUAAUCAGUUGAACAGAAAAUCUAUAAAAGUUUUC